CCCGCCCGCCCUCCGCGGAGGAAGGACGGGCUCCGAAAUGGCGGCGCCGGAGGAGCGGCUCCUGUCGGACGGGGAAGGCGGCGCCCUGGGCUCGGCGCGGCUCUCCCCGCCCCCGGGCUCCGAGUCUCCCGAGGCUCUGGCGCCCUUGGAGCCGCCGCCUCAGAGCAACACGCUGAUGGGGCUGCCCAUCGUGGCGAUCGAGAGCAUCCUCGGCUUCCUGUCCUACGACGAGACGAGCCAGCUCCGCCUGGUUUGCAAGCGAAUGGACUUGGUUUGCCAGCGCAUGUUAAAUCAGGGAUUUCUGAAAGUGGAAAGAUACCACAACUUGUGUCAAAAGCAAGUUAAAGCUCAGCUUCCAAGACGGGAGUCAGAAAGAAGAAACCAUUCAUUAGCUCGUCAUGCAGACAUCCUUGCUGCUGUAGAAACAAGACUGUCUCUGUUAAAUAUGACUUUCAUGAAGUAUGUGGAUUCCAAUCUCUGUUGCUUCAUACCUGGAAAGGUAAUAGAUGAAAUUUAUCGUGUGCUAAGGUAUGUAAACUCUACUAGAGCUCCUCAGAGAGCUCAUGAAGUUCUUCAAGAACUAAGGGACAUUUCCUCCAUGGCUAUGGAAUAUUUUGAUGAGAAGAUUGUUCCAAUACUGAAAAGAAAGAUGCCUGGGUCAGAUGUAUCGGGACGUCUAAUAGGAACUGCCCCAGUUCCAGGGCCUUCUGCAGCACUGACAACAAUGCAGCUGUUCUCCAAGCAGAACCCUUCAAGGCAGGAAGUCACCAAACUGCAGCAGCAAGUAAAAGCAAAUGGCACAGGCCUGACAGCACUAAAGCGGGAAAUCUCAGAGCUCCGCGUCAAAGUGCAAGAGCAACAGAAACAACUUCAAGAUCAAGAUCAGAAACUGCUAGAGCAAACCCAAAUCAUAGGUGAACAGAAUGCCCGACUGGCUGAGCUUGAACGCAAGCUGCGAGAGGUGAUGGAGAGUACAGUAGGAAAUUCUUCAGGUUCCAGCUCAAAUGAACAAUCUCCUAGAAAAAGGAGGAAGGCAGUUGAAUCCACAGACUGUCCUAGGAAAUCUAAACGCCUUCGAAACAGAAAAUAACUUGGAAGUAAAUGACACCUGCAGGAGAAUACACUGCUUUAGUAGCCCAAGCAGGUCUGCUUGUUUGGAUUCUGUGACUAGUUUCAUGGUGUCACUUAGGCUGCUGGCUCUUCAAAACACCACUUACACUUGAACAGUAAUUUUCUUUCAUUGAGACUUUUCCCUUGCUUUCUGUAUGGGUGGGCCUAAUGCACAGGAUCUUUAAGAUUUGCGAUUAGAUACAUACUAACCAGACCUGCUCUUUUAUGUUCUGGAGGGUUAAUCUUUUUUUCUGUGCAGAUGUGUUUAAAGUAAACUUAUUUGUGUUUAUGCAUAUGUUCACAUAAAAUCUUAAAUUCAGUCUUAACUGACUAAAAGAGUUAAGCAUAAAAACAGAUGUCCUGUUCACUUGAAGGAAACAUCCGAUUUUAAAAUCUUGUUUUAGAGAACUUGACUUUUUUUGUUACAAGUGACCUUGUCUGGAAUGUCUGAAAAGUAGUUAAUACUUUUUGGGAAUCUCUCUGUAAUGAGUAUAACUGACUUCUCAAGCUACAAUAUUGGCUAUAUAUUUUUGUAAACUUACAAGGAAGGGCCUUCUACCCAGUCUUCAUGUGCACACAGCCUGGGUCUAGGUCUUGGGAGCCAUCUUCUACUUUUGCAUGGAUAGAUGCAUGUACAGCUUAGCCUGCUAAAAGCACUUGCCUGAGACUAUUCUUAACUUGGGGGAGAGUACAGUGACCUAUAAAGCAACUUAUAUGUUCCUGAGCCACAAUUUAGCAUCUGCUUUCAGCACAGCUGCAUUCAUACACUGAGGCAUCUUAUCAAGCUAGUUGCAGGAGAAUUUGAACCCAGGCUAUCUGCCACUUUGCUGCCUGUAAAUUGCAGGUAUUGUUAGCCAAAGCUGGAGUAUUGAAAAGCUGCCCAUGCAUUGUGUGAUACAUAGGCCAACAUCUAAGAAGUAUCAGACAAGUUGUCCCUACAGUAACAAAGCUCAGUGGAAGCUCCAUCCCUGGAAGCAUUCAAGGCCAGGUCGGAUGGGGCUCUGAGCAGCCUGAUCUAGUGGGAGUUGUCCCUGUCCAUGCAGGGGGGCUGGAAUUUGAUGAUCUUUAAGGUCCCUUCCAACUCUAACCAUUCUAUGAUUCUAUUCUAUGAUUCUAUGACUCCAUUUGAAUUAAAUGCUGUAUUAUGGAAAAAUUUAAACUAUUUUGUGUGUAUGUGUUGGGGGUGGGGUGGGAUGGAAGUUUCUCUGUAACACUGAUGACAAUGUUCUAAGCUUUCCUCAUCCUAAAACGUAAAUUACUUCAGACAAAGCUUUAAUUUCUUUUGCACUUCUGUUUUGAGCUUGUAACUGGAAAAGCAUGUCUUGCACUGUUCAGUCUGGUCACUUCAACAACCUCAGAGUUGUGUACAGUGAUUACUUUCCCCCGCCCUGUAUAUUUUUGGAACCUUAUACAAAUACCGUUGUCCUUGGUUUUGUUUAAUGUACUAAACUAUGUAGCUUUAU
Messenger RNA from Apus apus (common swift), 2573 nucleotides. It is a transcript of the gene FBXO28, whose product is annotated as F-box protein 28. NCBI's taxonomy places the organism in Eukaryota, Metazoa, Chordata, Aves, Apodiformes, Apodidae. Gene Ontology annotation, biological process: protein polyubiquitination. Bases 38 to 1090 code for a protein of 350 amino acids. The transcript has 5 exons. The record is from RefSeq and is a predicted model, not a curated record. Gene Ontology annotation, molecular function: protein binding.